GUCAAUGGUGACAUUCCACCUCGAUUAAAAAAGAGCGCCCAUGAAAUAAUCCUGGAUUUCAUCCGAUCGCGACCUCCAUUAAAUCCUGCCUCAGCAAGAAAACUGAAACCAACCCCACCGCGGCCACGCAGCCUUCACGAAAGGAUACUGGAGGAAAUCAAGGCAGAGAGGAAGUUACGUCCAGUCUCACCUGAUGAGAUAAGGCGUAGCAGGCUGGCAAUGCGGCCACUUAGCAUGUCUUACAGUUUUGACUUGUCAGAUGUAUCUACGCCAGAGGCUGGAAGAAAAUUGAUGGAUGCCUCUGUAGUGAACGGUGGCCUGGAACCGCAAGGAAAGCAGAAUGGGGCCACACAAGCGACAGCGCAACGCAAGAGACUCCUUAAGGCUCCCACGUUGGCUGAACUUGACAGCUCAGAUUCAGAGGAGGAAUCAGUGCACAAAUCGGCAAGUAGCAGCAGCAUCUCCCCCUCACAAGUGGAAGACCCCUCUCAAGAAGGUACCAGCAGCAGAAAGAUGCCUCCAAAGUUCUUGCCCAUAUCAUCUACGCCACAGCCUGAGAGACGGCAGCCACCUCAGAGACGGCACUCCAUUGAAAAGGAAACGCCAACCAAUGUGAGACAGUUCCUACCACCUUCAAAACAGAGCUCCAGAUCACUUGAGGAGUUCUGUUAUCCGGUGGAAUGUCUGUCUCUGACAGUGGAGGAGGUCAUGCACAUCCGUCAGGUGCUGGUGAAGGCAGAGCUGGAAAAGUACCAGCAAUAUAAAGAUGUCUACACUGCUCUCAAGAAAGGAAAGCUCUGCUUUUGCUGUCGAACAAGGAGGUUUUCCUUCUUUACCUGGUCUUACACUUGUCAGUUCUGUAAGAGGCCUGUAUGCUCACAGUGUUGCAAAAAAAUGCGGUUGCCAUCCAAGCCAUAUUCUACUCUCCCCAUCUUCUCACUGGGACCUUCAACCUUGCAAAGAGGAGAGAGCUUUAUGAGGCCAGAGAAACCCUCUACCAGUCACCACCAUUCACUGCGGAGCAUGUCCAGGUUGACCUCAAGGUCCAAAUCUGUAGACAGGUCACAUGAAGAGUUUCCCAAAGAGUUAAUGGAGGACUGGAGCACCAUGGAGGUGUGUGUGGACUGCAAGAAGUUUAUUUCAGAAAUCAUCAAUUCAAGCCGGCGCAGCCUAUCUCUGGCCAACAAGAGAGCCAGGUUAAAAGGGAAAACACAAUCCUUCUACAUGGCAUCACCGGGAACCUCUGAAUACUGCCCCUCUGAAAGGACUAUCAAUGAGAUCUGAGCCUCGUGCCUUUUGCUUUGCUUUUAUCUUCAUGAGGUCAUCAUCCAUGAGCAAGGUCACUGAAAUGGGAUUAUCAUUCCAUUGCUUCGUUUCACGUGACCAGCUUGAAUUUGCAUUAGAUCACAGGAUUUCC
Nestor notabilis (Kea) is the source of this 1417-nucleotide messenger RNA. It is a transcript of the gene SPIRE1, whose product is annotated as spire-type actin nucleation factor 1. Gene Ontology annotation, cellular component: cell cortex; cytoplasmic vesicle membrane. Lineage: Eukaryota; Metazoa; Chordata; Aves; Psittaciformes; Psittacidae. Gene Ontology annotation, biological process: polar body extrusion after meiotic divisions; actin filament network formation; actin nucleation. The record is from RefSeq and is a predicted model, not a curated record. The annotation marks the transcript as partial. The transcript is spliced from 11 exons. Gene Ontology annotation, molecular function: actin binding.